This is a messenger RNA of Orussus abietinus, 1744 nucleotides long. RefSeq lists its product as uncharacterized. The transcript is spliced from 4 exons. The record is from RefSeq and is a predicted model, not a curated record. Lineage: Eukaryota; Metazoa; Arthropoda; Insecta; Hymenoptera; Orussidae. The coding region runs from base 128 to 1399 and encodes 423 amino acids.
UUAUAAAAUGUCAAACUAGAAGAGAGCUCAUUUUCGCUUCGAUGCCCAAGAAUAUUGGAUCUCGCAAUCCGAAGAGCUCGGAGAGACUCCCAGGAAAUUCGUCCUAAAAGAACGCACAUGUAACGCAAUGGCGACGACGGUGGCGCAAGAGGGUAGAUUCGAGCUUCCCGAAGAAGUGGAGGGAAGGACGAAUCCAGGCCAGCCUAGUCUAGACAAGGCUUUCCUGGAGAGGAUCCUCCAGGAGGUCCUGCGGGACCGGAGCGCCCGAGUCCUGUGGCUGAAGAAGGAGCAGGCUUGCAAAAAGGGCGACAACCUGCUCAGCGAGCUCUUCAGGGUCUCCUUGAGGUACUCCAGGACCUCCGAGGGCCACGACAGGAAACAAAUCGAGGAGACCAUCAACUUCAUCGUGAAGCUCGAACCUGCGACGAUUGGAGCUGGUUUGAAGCUGAUUCGCGACCAGGAACUGUUCUCCAACGAGCUGAAGGUCCUCAGGUACGUCCUCCCGAGGAUCGAAAAAUUCGUCGAGCAGAAGUUAGGUCCCACGUUGCUUUACGGCAGCGAAAAUCCCAUGCUCAUCGUCAUGGAGGACCUUGGGACUCGUGGGUUCGCCUUGAAGAACAGGCAGAAGGGCUUGUCCAUGGCUCAUACCGUCAUGACCAUCGAGACCAUCGCUAAAUUCCACGCUGGAUCUGUGGCACUGUACGAGGAGGAGCCCGAUCUCAUCCGGUCUUUCAAGAGGGGGGUCAUAUCGGAGAAGAGUCAUGCGAACAUAUUUCGACUGAUGGAAAUUAGUCUGGAAAAAUUGAGCGAAACGUGGCCAGAGUACGGCGGCGACCGAGCUUGUGGAAAACUGAAGGCUUUGGCGAGUACUAUUACAUCUCGGCUACUUAACGUGUGUAAAUACGACCCUGAUGAGUUUUGCGUGCUGAACCAUGGAGAUUGCUGGAUAAACAACAUGCUCUUCCGGGAAAACGGCAAAGGCGAGCCGAUCGAUCUCUUGAUGGUUGAUUUUCAAUAUUCCGUCUACACGUCUCCUGCGAUAGACCUCCUGUACUUCAUCAACAUUUGCCCGGAGGCCAAACUGAAGUGCGAUAUGGAUGACUUCUUCCUGGAACAUUAUCUGAAGGUGCUGAAGAAGUACAUGAAGUCGAUCGGCUGCAAGACCGAGCCGCCCACGAUGGAGCAGCUGAAGAGGGCGAUGUUGAAGAGACGCGUUUAUGCGGUCAUGUCAGGAUUAAUAUAUUUCCCUAGAAUGGUCGCCGACAACGAUGACAUCGAAAGUUUCGACGAGUUCCUCGAGACCGGCGACACGAAGAUGGAUAUCUUUAAGAACCCAGACGUCGUCACCGUUUUUCGGAAACUCAUCACCACGAUGAACGACAAAGGAUAUCUGGACUGAUAAACCCCUGUCUCCUCGUUCCUUUAAAUCUUACUGUGAUACGAUAUUCAUAUUUCCUCCAGAAAUCGAGGUCGAUCUGUCAGUUUAUCCCGCGGCGUACAUAUAUUCUAUAUUCCAUAACGUUAAUAUACUUUGCACGUUGUUCAUUAUUUAGUGAUAAGAGUCUCUUUGCGUUCGAGGAGACUUCUCAUUUCCGAAACGAAAGAAAAUGAGAUUACGAUCGGUUUGUCAAUGUUUCCUGCCAGACUUGAUAAUCUCCUGUAUAUGCGCAUAUAUUCUUUAUUUCAUAACGUUAAUAUACUUUGCACGGUGUUCAUUGUUUAGUAAUAAAAGUGUCUUUGCAUA